Dendronephthya gigantea is the source of this 2259-nucleotide messenger RNA. Its product is annotated as basic salivary proline-rich protein 2-like. The record is from RefSeq and is a predicted model, not a curated record. Gene Ontology annotation, molecular function: actin binding. Lineage: Eukaryota; Metazoa; Cnidaria; Anthozoa; Malacalcyonacea; Nephtheidae. Bases 214 to 1845 code for a protein of 543 amino acids. The transcript has 6 exons.
GAGUGAUUUUGCAUUUCCUCAGAGGCCAUAUUGGAUAAAGUAGAGGGAAGUACUUCGUUGAUUUACAGAUUAAAAUUUCAUAACAUAUGCAAGUUUACCUCUAUGACACGAUGGAAUGACCGUGUUGGUCCGCCAUGGGUUUAUUCUUAAGCGUUGGAUAGAUUUCUCAGAGUAACAAGUGCAGCAAGAAAAAAAUUCUAAGAAAGGGGAGAAAUGCCUCCUCCUCCCCCACCACCACCUGGACCUCCACCUCCAAGUACUGCUGUUUCAUCACGUCCACCUCCAAAGACGAAGAAUAGAGGGGCAUUACUAAGUGAGAUUCAUAAGGGAGCCAGGCUCAAAAAGACUGUCACCAAUGACAGAAGUGCACCGUCUUUUGAUACUAAGGGAAAAGGAAGUAGUGGUGGUGGUUCUUCAGGGGGUGGUGCUCCAGCAGGUGGAUUGGGUGGAGUGUUUGCUGGUGGCAUGCCAAAGUUGCGGCCUUCUGGUGGGUCACGGGGUGGGCCAGGAGGAGCAGCCUUAAAACCCCCUGGAAUGAGAGCACCAGCACCACGUCCAGCUUCGCCUGGUGGAUCACCACGACCAAUGGGUCCAAGGGCAGGUUUUGGCAGCAGGGGACCUGGUCCACCGCCCCCUCCAGAUAGAGGGCCCCCAGCCCAACCUGCUGGACCUGGUAGAAGAUCUGUUCGAGAUGCAUUACCACCCACUCCCGGAACAGGGCUACCAAGACCACCUCCACCUGGUAGGAACAGUGUGGGUCAAAUGAACAGCAUGGCUAAUUUUCCACCCCCACCUCCAAUGUCUAUUAAUAGAACAAAUGGUCCUCGUGCUCCCACUGGACCACCACCUCCACCUGGCAGAAACUCUAUGCCUACAAGGGCUGGACCUCCCCCACCCCCUAGAGGUCCUGCUGGUCCUCCACCCCCACCUAACCGAAACACACCAUUACCACCACCACCUGGAAGAAGUUCAGCACCACCACCACCUAGUAGAGGACCUACAGCACCUACCCCACCUCCUCCCAGUCGUGGACCUGUAGCACCAACACCACCUCCUCCCAGUCGUGCACCAUCAGCACCAGUACCACCUCCUCCUAGCCGGGGACCAGUUGCACCAUCACUUCCCUCUCAAAACAGAGGUGGGCCUCCCCCACCAGGUAGAGGUAGCCUUCCAGCGCCACCGUCAAGUAGAUCAUCUAAUACUUCAAUAAGAGCCCCCGAGCCAGCACCGCCACCUCCGACUAGAGGCCCUCCAGGACCACCGCCACCUAACCGUGGUCCAUCCGGACCACCUCCUCCUCCACCUGGCAGAAGUGGGCCACCCCCACCUCCACCAUCUAGAGGUCCACCAGGUCCUCCACCACCACCAAAUAGAUCAAUACCGCAGACACCACCAAACGUGUCAUCUUCCUCUCAACCGCCCCCACCACCACCACCUAAUCGCGGUGGGAUGUCACCCAACUCAUCAAGCUCAUUUCCCUCUAAAAGUAAUUUUAACUCAAUAGACUCUGCAAGAAAUAUAGGUGUGUCCAAUAACAAACUUGUGAACGGUCCGCCUUUGCCGCCAGCUAAUAGAGGUCCAAGUUCAGAUUCAAUUAGAAGUCCAAGUACGACUGAUGAUUUUGAAAAGAGAUUUAAUUUUACCUCGGAGUUACCACCUCCGGAACCUUACAAAGAUUUUCCAAAGACAUAUCCUAGUCAGAAUAAAAAUAGAAAAGGUGGUGGAACCCAAAGAGCACCCCCGCCUCCACCGGGUGGACCCCCGAGAACUGGAGCUCCUCCACCACCACCCCCUGCGCCAUCAAGAGGUGCGCCGCCGCCACCGCCUCCGCCACCCAGGAGGUGAUCCUACCGUAAAAAAUAUUUACAAUGUUUUAAAUUGAUUACAAUUAUUGAUGGCAAGAAUUAACCUCCAUGAAGUAGAAGGGAAUCUUCAAAUUGACUAACCUGGUCCUGUUUCCAGUUAAGCAGGAAACAUUUAGAUUGGUGGAAGUUAAUGCUUUUUAUAAUAAGGAGAAAAUUAUAUAUAUUUAUUUUGUCUUUGUACUUGGUAUUAUGAUACACCGAUAGGUUUCGAUCCCGUUUAUUCAUUAGCUGUUAACAUUGUCAAUUGGUUUUACCCAAUUUGAAUAACAUAAUUGCUCCAUUUGAUGGAUCGAUCCAUCUAUUUUUGAAACCUUUUGUAAGGUUAGUUAACAUUUCAUAUUCUUAAUUCACGUUAGUAUACCAUAGUGGCAAUAUGUUACAAAGAUUAAAAUAA